Macrobrachium nipponense is the source of this 534-nucleotide messenger RNA. RefSeq lists its product as uncharacterized. The record is from RefSeq and is a predicted model, not a curated record. The transcript has a single exon. Gene Ontology annotation, molecular function: nucleic acid binding. The coding region runs from base 1 to 534 and encodes 177 amino acids. NCBI's taxonomy places the organism in Eukaryota, Metazoa, Arthropoda, Malacostraca, Decapoda, Palaemonidae. Gene Ontology annotation, biological process: DNA integration.
AUGAAGAUUUGCCGCUACCCAUGGUCCCCUAUCACUGUUUACAGUGAAAAUGCAGUGGCCUUCAGUGAUGUAAGUACCUUUCUGCAGGAGAUGUAUGAUGAGGGCGUCACUAAACAAUUCCUACGUAAGACAGGAAUAAGGUGGAUCUUCCAGACUCCUAGGUCUCCCUGGAAAGGGGGAUUCUUCGAGAGGUUGAUUGGGGUAGUCAAAAGGACAUUGGCAACCGCACUACACUGUAACCUCUUCAGCGAAGAACAACUGCGAACCCUCAUUAAGGAGGCAGAGGCUGUUGUUAACAUCCACCCUUUAAUGUACACCGGGGACAUGCGUGAGGAUCAAGCUCUUACCUCAUCGCACCUCAUCUGUGGAGAUGUAAUUCGUCUGCUACCACCCGUGGUUCUUAAAGAUGUGCAUUUAACGUUAACGACUCGUCAGCUACGUCAACAGUAUUUCAGGUUGACAGAGUCCCUCGACCGCUUAAAACACUACUGGAGGGAAGGUUACCUGAAGUCACUACGGGAGCUCACAACCUAA